CGCACAAUGCUUCGUUGUCGGCCUCCUAAGAAGGACGGCAGAAUAUGCAAAGGAGAUCAUUGUAGCUUAACUCCCAGCAUAAGCCUCUUAUUGGCUGAUAAUUGGCAGCUGAUGAAGCAGCGUGACGAAGCAGCUAAGCUAUUGCUAUGGUCAUCUCGUACUGGGGUGUUGGUCUAUGUUAAUGCAAAAGCAAGAGAAGCAGCAGAUUCGCCUGUUGUUUUAUUUAGGUGAUUUUUGGUUGAUUCUUGCUGAGAAGAUUUUAUCGAGAGCAAACGGGAGAACAAGGAAGACGGAGAAGGUAGGUAGAAGGGGGUGCUCGGUCGGGAAGGUGUGGGCGAUGCCCGCAGCGAUGCGAACACUGCAUGAUCUGGCCAGGUGUUGUGAUUGGACUGGGCCAGUACAAAGACUAUCUGUAGGUUUAUUGUCCGACAAUAAACACUAUAAGGCUCGACGUGAUUCUAUCAGAUCAGACCAAGGUCAGCAGAAGCAGAGUCUAAAGUCCUAUUCAGUCACCGCCCCCUGCCCCCCGCCAAACCAAAAAACAACACGGCAAGGCCGGCGAAGCAACCGACGAUUUAUUCAUCUCCGGCUCAAUCUCUUGAAGCUCGUCACUCUUCAGGUAGUAGCCAUCUUUGCUUAGAACCCAGGGGAAGCUGGAUCUUUCAAGCUGGAGCCUUUAGUGGUCUUUCCAGUUGAACUUUGCGAACCUUCUCCGCUCGCAUUUAUUUGUACGUGGCUGACGUCCGUAGGACUACCCUGCUGUGUAACUUUAUCAACCGAGCUUUGCAUUGCGACCAUCGAUA
Messenger RNA from Aspergillus piperis CBS 112811, 803 nucleotides. RefSeq lists its product as uncharacterized. The coding region runs from base 176 to 640 and encodes 154 amino acids. The transcript has a single exon. The record is from RefSeq and is a predicted model, not a curated record. NCBI's taxonomy places the organism in Eukaryota, Fungi, Ascomycota, Eurotiomycetes, Eurotiales, Aspergillaceae.